Molecule: messenger RNA, 1451 nt
Organism: Pseudomyrmex gracilis
Lineage: Eukaryota; Metazoa; Arthropoda; Insecta; Hymenoptera; Formicidae
Product: zinc finger protein-like 1
Exons: 3
Coding region: 260-1210 (316 amino acids)
Cellular component (GO): Golgi apparatus
Source: RefSeq, a predicted model, not a curated record
UUUUGCGGCGACGUUCCAGAGUGACGCUGGAAGUGUUUCCCUUAUCCCGAUAAUUUCCCUGCCCCUGACGUGACGUGGAUCAGCGCGAAUGAUGGAAUAUGGUGGGCUGUACAAAUAAAGCAACGGUUUAUCAAUAUAUGGUCGUGAUAUGUCAUAAAUAAAUCUGUUAAAACAAUAAUUGUCACGAACGGGCACGAGCUAGAUUUCUUUUAUAAUAUUUAAUAAUUGUUUUAUUUUGUAAUUACGUGACGUUGCGACCAUGGGUCUAUGCAAGUGUCCGAAAAGAAGAGUAACGAAUCAAUUUUGUUUCGAGCAUCGUGUCAAUGUAUGCGAACAUUGCAUGGUUACAAAUCAUCCAAAGUGUAUAGUACAGUCGUAUCUGUUAUGGCUUCAUGAUCACGACUAUAAUCCAAUCUGUACAUUAUGUUCCAAUAAAUUAAAUGACGGUGAUUGUGUGAGGCUAACAUGCUAUCACAUGUAUCACUGGGUAUGUUUGGAUCAAUAUGCAAGAGAUUUACCAGCAACCACCGCACCAGCAGGAUAUACUUGCCCUGCUUGUAAAGCUUGUAUCUUUCCACAACCAAAGCUAGUAUCACCAGUUGCUGAUGUACUGAGAGAAAAAUUGGCUACUGUAAAUUGGGCCCGUGCUGGUCUUGGUUUACCAUUGCUAAGCAACGAUAGAGAACAGAAAACAGAACAUGAACGUCCUUCCAUAGCAGUGAACGAUACUAUGUUCCAAAAUCAUACAAUGUCUACGCCAUCGUCGUCUACUGUAGCUAUAUCUCGUACAAAUACCGUCGAUUCAAAUUCCAUUGUCAGCAGUGUGCACACGAACAGUCAAAAACUCGGUCCGCCUUAUUCUGUUGUGAACAUUGACUCUUUUCAAGGAUUAUCUUCAGCUUCCAGAAAAGUAUGCGAGGCCUAUGACGAUCCAAAAGACAUAUUCUUCGAUCACGAUGAGAACAAGUAUCAGAGGAAGUCCGCUGUGGAAUGGUUUUUACGUUGGUGGAAACUGAUACUGGGAGCGCCAUCCCGACAGAGAACCACGAGACAUCUGUAUAAGAGAUAUGUCGUAAUAACUAUUGUUGGAUUUUUGUUUUUUAUUGGGCUUAUUCUUAUCUUCUCGCAAUUGGGCAGAAUGGCUACGGAUGGCGAUCCGAGCUUCGAUGUAAUAGCGAAUCCUAAUCUAAAGUUUGGAGACAAGUUGUAAUCUCUUCAAUCGCGUGUGUGCACGAUUGUCGAUGCUUGUAUAUGAACAAGACAAGGUCUGGAAGUACUAGACAAAAAAAUCACGAAACCAUAUAGUUCCAAUAGGACUGAACAUAAUUGCGAUAAUUUGUAAACAAGUGCGCACUUUUCUAGUUAGAAUUUAUGUAUAUUAGCGGUGCAUGUAUGUGUGUGUGCGCGUGCAUACUAUGUACAUUUAUGUGUGUAUCUGGGCGUGUUCGUGU